Messenger RNA from Topomyia yanbarensis, 1868 nucleotides. RefSeq names its product septin-1 (gene Septin1). The record is from RefSeq and is a predicted model, not a curated record. Gene Ontology annotation, biological process: regulation of exocytosis; cytoskeleton-dependent cytokinesis. Lineage: Eukaryota; Metazoa; Arthropoda; Insecta; Diptera; Culicidae. Gene Ontology annotation, molecular function: GTP binding; GTPase activity; molecular adaptor activity. The transcript is spliced from 4 exons. Gene Ontology annotation, cellular component: septin complex; synaptic vesicle; microtubule cytoskeleton. Bases 484 to 1560 code for a protein of 358 amino acids.
GUCGUCGUUCGUUUCGUUAGUGCCGUGUGUGCUUUUGGUCUGAUUUCAUACUUCGGUCGGUGUACAGUGCGAGUGUAUUCGUGCGAAGAAAUUAAAACCGGAGAAAAUAAGGAAAAAAGACCGAUUCGGCUGCAGUUAUUAUUCAUAAUUUUCCCUAUUAAUUCAAUCCAAUUCGGGUAAUUAGCGUAAAUUCGAUAAGCGUGGUAUUUUUCUCGUUUUCGGAAGCUUUCGUGAAUCCAGAACACAAGCGCUUGUUCGCUCCGCGUAGAAGCUAACAAAAAAAAUCGAUCUCUUGUUUGAGAAUUACUCCGCAAUCCGUCCCGCUGCUUCCGCCGCUGAUGAUUUGCUGACAAUCGUAAACUUCUGAACGAGGACAGUGUUUGUUGUAGGUCAUCGCUACUGUUAUCAACAAACGGAUCGCAAAACUUGUUUUUUUCUUCGGUAACUGCUGGAACUAGGAAAUCUGCGGAGAGUUACGACAAAAUGUCGACAGAUUCCGGAAAAAAUUUCUCGAAUGUGGAAACGCCGGGCUACGUGGGCUUUGCCAAUCUACCGAACCAAGUGCAUCGUAAAUCGGUCAAGAAGGGCUUCGAGUUUACGUUGAUGGUGGUGGGUGAAUCGGGACUAGGAAAAUCGACCCUCGUUAAUAGCCUUUUCCUGAGUGACCUCUAUCCGGAACGGGUCGUUCCGGAUGCAGUGGAGAAACAGCAUCAGACGGUAAAACUUGACUCGUCAACAGUGGAGAUCGAAGAACGAGGAGUUAAGCUGCGGCUGACGGUAGUCGACACGCCUGGAUUUGGUGACGCUAUUGACAAUAGCGACAGCUUCAGUGCCAUCCUGGAGUACAUCGACGAGCAGUACGAGCGGUUUCUACGGGACGAAAGUGGACUAAACCGAAGGAACAUUAUCGACAAUAGGAUACACUGUUGUUUCUAUUUCAUUUCACCGUUUGGACAUGGUCUAAAACCCCUGGACAUCGAGUUCAUGAAGAAACUGCACUGCAAAGUGAACAUCGUUCCCGUCAUUGCCAAGGCCGACGUACUGACCAAAAAAGAAAUUCAGCGCCACAAGUGCCGCAUCCUGCAGGAGAUCGAAGACAACGGGAUCAAAAUCUAUCCACUGCCAGAUUGCGAUAGUGACGAGGACGAAGAUUACAAGGAACAGGUGCGGCAACUGAAGGAGGCGGUACCGUUUGCCGUGUGCGGUUCGACUACCCUGCUGGAGGUAAAAGGACGUAAGGUUCGAGGUCGGCUGUACCCGUGGGGUGUGGUGGAGGUUGAGAAUCCGGAACAUUGUGAUUUCAUUAAGCUGCGGACGAUGUUGAUCACCCACAUGCAGGACCUGCAGGAGGUAACGCAGGAGGUCCACUACGAAAACUACCGCUCGGAGCGGUUGGCCAAAUCGGUGCGCAAAAACGUCACCCCCAUCAUCAAGGACGAGAACGGUUCCGUCGAAGUGCACUCCGACAAGGAUCGAAUUCUACGCGAGAAGGAGGAAGAGAUCCGGCGCAUGCAGGAGAAACUGGCCCAGAUGCAGGCGAAAAUACAGGCACAGAAAUAGGUGGUUCCGCGUGGGCAAUGGAAUCGGGAAAUUUUAUCGAAACGAAAAUCAUUACUCCGUUGCAAGUGAAGAAGAAAGAGUGUGAUUUUUUUUAUUGUAACUAGAGGCGAAUCACUACCAUUAGUAUACUUGCAAACGUAUCUGCAAACCUACCCGCGCACGAUUGCAACAUUAUGCAUCAACAGUGCACAAAAAAGCGAAGCAAAAGCAUGACAGAACAGCUACUCGCCGUUUAGAUAUUACAUACAUUCUCUGCAUUGCAAGGGAUCGUUUUUGUUCUAUGAAUAAAAAAACAAGUACAAAAAUCA